Messenger RNA from Lepus europaeus (European hare), 4979 nucleotides. It is a transcript of the gene FBF1, whose product is annotated as Fas binding factor 1. The transcript has 28 exons. Gene Ontology annotation, cellular component: centriole; ciliary transition fiber; ciliary basal body. Bases 713 to 4084 code for a protein of 1123 amino acids. NCBI's taxonomy places the organism in Eukaryota, Metazoa, Chordata, Mammalia, Lagomorpha, Leporidae. The record is from RefSeq and is a predicted model, not a curated record. Gene Ontology annotation, biological process: establishment of epithelial cell polarity; cilium assembly.
ACAGCCUUGACCCAAAUAUGAUGAAGGUUCUUCAAAAAGUGCAUGGGGGAUGCUUAUGAAAAACUAUACAUGGACUCCAGAAUUUUUUUGCACCGACAUAAGCUUAUGUUUUAAUAAAUUCCACUUUCCACAAACUUUUUUAAAAGAUUUGUUUGAAAGACAGAGUGACACGGGGUCAGGGGUAUAGAAGGGAGUCCCACCUUCUGUCCUCUGGUUCACUCCACAGAUGCCCCCGACAGUACGGGCUGGGCCAGGCCGAAGCCAGGAGCCAGGAGCUCCAUCCCUGUCUCUCACAGUGGGGCUGGAGGGAGGAGGCGGGGACCCGAGGACUUGGACCACCACCUGCUGCCUCCCCGGUGCACUCGCAGCUGCUGGACCCGAAGCAGAGGAGGAAGUCAACCCCAGACAUCCCAGUAUGGGAGGGGUGUCCCAGUAUGGGAGGGGGUGUCCCAAGUGGCACAAGGCCUGCUCCUCCACACCUUUCUGAAGUACCUUCACAUAUACUUACCCCCCCAACAUUGGGUCCAAAAGUAGUUUAUCCACGCCUGUGUUUAAAGUGCUGGGUACAAGUCUUGCUGGUUUUCCCAGAAUUCCCCAGGCAGCCUUAUCUUCCUAGGGUCCCCCCAUGUGCUGCCUCAUUGGUCCUUCAGAAGAAUUGAGAAAUAAAUGAGGCUCCAUUGAUGAUGUCCUCAGUGACCUUCUGGGGGAUGACAUGAUGCUUCCUGAGAAGCCUGUUAAUCGAGCUUCGCAUGCCAGAGACGCCGUGGGUGCAUCUCGGGGGCUGCCCUCAAAGACUGGAGCAAAGUCCCUCCUGGGAGACGACGAUGUCUUUGGCCCCAGGGAAGUCCUGGCAGAAGCUGACGCCGAGGUUUCGGAGGUCUCAGAUGCUGACCCGGAGGCCUUGCUCCAGGACCUGGAGCAAAUGGAUGCCGACUUCUUGGGUCUGAAGAAGUCUCACCCAGCCCCUGGCAGGACUGCAAAGGGUUCUGGGAAAGAAAUGUCUCCUGGCAACCCCAAGCCUGUGGACAAGUUGGCAGCUAGUGAGAAAGGGGACACCGCUCCCACCGGGAGGCCAGCUCGCAGCAGCUUUGGACAUCAGCACGGGAGGUUUUCCUCGGGAGACUCGGAAGACCCGACGGCAGGACUUCUCUCCCACGACGAGGAGGAAGCCGCCAAGAAGGCCCCCAGGACAGAGAGUAAAGCAGCUUCCGGCAAGGGCCCCAGCACCCACAGAGAGCAAGGCCCCUCCAUCCCCCUGACUCCCGGGGACACCCCCGUCCGAAAGAAAGAAGAAUUGCCGUUUGACGAGGGGGACGACCUCAUGGCCGCUCUGGGCUUUGGAGACAGCCCCAGGGCAGAGAAGAGGCAGAUGGGAGAGCAGGGAGGGCCCCGCCCUGCUCGCUCCAAGCUGGAUGAGCUGCUGGGUCGAGGCACAGCCGCCAGCCUCCUGACUCGCCCGGGGACCGGGGAGCACAGGGAGUUCAAGCUGGACAAGAAGUACCAGAGGCCGCAGGACAGAGAAGAUUCCUGGGGCGAUGAGGACCUCACCUUUGGUGCCUACCAGCCCACCGUGGCCUCCACAGAGGGCCGGCAGUCCCGUCGGCAGUCGGUCAGUAGGUUCUUAGCAGAAGGCAGCCCAAACACCAAGGGAGAACCGAGCUCCAAACAGAGCCCUCUAGCAGCUUCCAGCCCCGUCCACAGCAGGAAAGGAGGCGCCGACUGGUUGGGCCUCAAGGACGAUGACUUGGACCUUUUCCCCCCUUCUCCCCCCCGAGAGACCCGACAGGGAGGCUCUGUGCUGUCUGCCCCCCCAGUGCCCACUCCAAAGCAGCACUCGGGCCCUGCUGGGCUGCCGUCCUUGGGGGCAAAGCCCCCUGCCGAGCGUACCAUGUACCCUGCCAAAGCCAGCCAGGCCUCCAGGCUGGGAGCAUCCGAGGAGGAGGAGGACUGGCUGAGCCACGCCUUGUCUCGGAAGAAGUCUCAAGCCCUGGCUAAAGAGGAGCGAGCUGGGGCCGGCAGGGGCCGGCACUCCGAGAGGAUGGACGUUCAUCUCCCUCCUGACAGCCAAGCUGCCCCCAGCACUCGAGGGUUUGAGCAAGGAGCUGCUGGCGGGACCUUGGGAACAGCACAAGAAACGCCAGCCGCCAAGCCUGAUGUAGCAGCGUCCGUGCACAGCCGAGGCACAGCGUCCCCUGUGGCUCGGAGCCAGGCUGCCUCGGCCCUGCCAGCAGGUGACCCAACAAGGGGAGCAGCCUCUGGAGGCCUCCCUGAGCCUGCGGGUGUUUUCCCGAACUCCCAGGAGCCCACAGGACUCUCUCUGCCCGUCCAGCCCCUGCUCCCAGAGCCCCUGGCCCGGAGCUUGCUCCCGGGCACGGAAUGCCAACAGCAGCUCCUGGUGGCUCAGGGCGGCCCCACCCAGCUCCAGGCUGAGCUGCUGCAGAGCCAGGCCCGGCUGGCAGAGCUGGAGGCGCAGGUGCGGAAGCUGGAGCUGGAGCGGACCCAGCACAAGCUGCUGCUGGAGGGCCUGCAGCAGCGACACCAGGCAGACCUGGAGCUCAUCGAGAGCGCGCACAGAGGCCGUGUCAAGAUGCUGGAGACGUCCUACCAGCAGCGGGAGGAGCGGCUCCGGAGAGAGAGCGAGGAGCUGUCAGCCCAGCUCCUGUCGCACCGCCAGGAGGCCGAGCAGGCCCGCGCUGAACUCACAGCCCAGCACCAGCGGCGCCUGGCCGCCGCCAUGCAGGAGAAGGAGCAGGAGGUGGAGCGGCUCCGGGAGCUGCAGCGGAUGUCCAUCCUGGAAAUGCGCAAGGACCACGAGGAGCAGCUGCAGCGGCUGAGGCUGCUGAAGGAGCGGGAGAUCGACGCCGUCACCAGUGCCACCUCCCACACGCGGUCCCUGAACGGCGUCAUCGAGCAGAUGGAGAGGUUCUCCAGCAGCCUGAGCGAGCUGUCCUCCCGCGUGGAGGCCUCGCACCUCACCGCCUCGCAGGAGCGGCAGCUGGGCGCCCGGCAGCGGGACGAGCAGCUCCGAGCGCUGCAGGAGCAGCUGGGCCGGCAGCAGCGGGACAUGGAGGAGGAGCGCAGCCAACUCCAGGAGGUCAUCGGGAAGAUGGAGGCGCGCCUGAGCGAGCAGAGCCGGCUCCUGGAGCAGGAGCGCUGGCGAGUGAGUGCCGAGCAGUCCAAGGUGGAGUCCACGCAGCGCGCCCUGGAGGAGCAGAGGAAGGUCAUGGUGCAGCAGAUGGCCAUGGAGAGGGGCGAGCUGGACAGAGCCAAGACCGCCCUGCUGGAGGAGCAGAAAUCCACCAUGAGGAAGUGUGCCGAGGAGCAGCGGCGCCUGGCGGCCGAGUGGGCGGAUUUCUUCACCCAGCAGAAGCUGAGUAAGGAGCGGGCCGAGCGCGAGGUGGAGCGGGCGCUGCAGGCCGACACCCAGCGGGAGGGCAGCCUCGUCAGCCUGGCCAAGGAGCAGGCGGAGCUGAAGAUCAAGGCCAGUGAGCUGCGGGCCAAGGAGGAGCAGCUGGCGGCCGCGCGGGCAGCUGUGGAGCGGGAGCGGCAGGAGCUGCAGCUGGAGAAGGAGAAGGUCAAGGCCGCAGCCCUGCGCCUCCAGCUGCGCGCCGAGGAGGUGGAGAGCAUGAGCCAGGUGGCCUCCGCCAAGUAUGAGGAGGGCGAGCGGGCGCUGCGUGAGGCCCGGCAGGUGCAGUCGGCGCAGCAGGCCCGGCUGCAGGCGGUGCAGCAGCAGCAGGAGCAGUUGUGGCAGCAAGAGCAGCGCAUGCACCAGGAACAUCUGAACCUGGCCCAGCAGAGGCUGCGGCUGGACCGGAUCCAGCAGGAUCUCCCCUCCAGCCUUGCGAGGCUGAGCCCCGGGGCCCAGGGCCCAGCAGCCCCCGGCCCGAGUGCUCUUGUGGCUCCCGCCACCGUCACCCCUGGCUGCAGCCAGCCCCCUGCUGGCCCGGACCCCACCCAGCUCUACGCCAGGCUGGUGCUGCUGAGAUACACGGCCGAGCAGGACCGCGACUUCCUGGAGAACGAGCAGUUCUUCCUGGAGACCCUGAAGAAAGCCUCGUACAACCUGACCUCCCACUCAGCCUGACAGCCGCUCGGGGGCGCCACGGAGGAGGCGCCGGGCCUCCUUACAGCGCCUCCUGGGCCGCCGUGGGCACGGCCCCGGAGCGUCAGGACACAGCUCACAGCUCCGGCCCUCCUGCCCUCCUGCCCCACGGCUCCCGGCUCCCCGGCGCGGACGGCGGCUGUGAGCGCAGUGAGCACCCCUCGCACCCGGGCUCCCGCUCGGCUCCCGGGACCCUCCUCUCCCCCACGGCAGACACGUGCAGGGUCUCGGGCCUUUCUCAGGGACACCACCAGAGCCUCUGCCCCCUCUGCCUGAGAUAGGGUCUCUGGCCUCCUGGGGAGGGCGCUGUGGCCAGCAGGUUCCGCCCCGCAGCGUGCAGCACUCGGAUUGUGCCAAGUCCCCGUCUCACUCCCAGCACUGCCCACGUUACCGACCAGCUCAGCCGGACACAGCUCACCUGUCUUCCUGGUCUUUUCUCUCCACCAGAGGCAGGGAGGGAACAGGAGUGGGGGCUUCUCUGUGCUGUUCACCUGCCGAAGCCGCUGUGGCAGUCCCCCUGCUCUGGUGGGCACUGGGCAGCGGGGGCAGGAGGGCUGGACUGGAGGAGCCGCGCUCCCCCAGGCGGCGGCCGCCUGCCCCUCUGCCGUCCUCCACGUGUGGGCGGUGUGCAGGCCAGCUGGAGGGGCAGGACCCGGGACACUGACUCAGCUGAUCCCGGUCACCUCCUAAAGCAGCCUCGGUCAGGAGCAGUUUCUCCCUCCCAGCCGAGAGGAAACCACGCAUGUGCACAGGAGGAGGGGCUGAGCCGGCCCCAGCGCCACCGUCUGUCUGCUCGUCCGAACGGCUUCCACAGGGGUCGUACUCACCAAUGACUUAUGGCAUAGGUUUUGGAUCCAUUAAAUUGAUACAUUUUUAA